Messenger RNA from Thunnus maccoyii (southern bluefin tuna), 4797 nucleotides. It is a transcript of the gene carnmt1, whose product is annotated as carnosine N-methyltransferase 1. The record is from RefSeq and is a predicted model, not a curated record. Lineage: Eukaryota; Metazoa; Chordata; Actinopteri; Scombriformes; Scombridae. Gene Ontology annotation, molecular function: S-adenosylmethionine-dependent methyltransferase activity. The transcript has 9 exons. Bases 29 to 1258 code for a protein of 409 amino acids.
UUGGAUAACUGUAAAGUUUGUUUCAGACAUGGCCGAAACAGCCGAAGGAGCGCAAGGAGGACAGUAUUUUAACAAAGAAAGAACAAAAUACAGCCCCGAGGAGGAGGCCAAGCUUGAAAGGCAACAUUUCUGGAGAAUAAUCGAUGCUUUUAGAUUUUACAGGUUCCAUAUCCAGGAGCAUGUCAAGCGUGCCGAGCGUCAGUUUCACAGCCUACCCCAGCGCCACCAGAAUCUGCUGCCGGCUGUUCAGUCCAACCUGGCACGCAUCAGCAAGUGUGCAGACCACAACCAGGAGGUGCUACAGGCCAUCAUCCACAACAGCAUCCACAUGUUUGAGAACAUUGAGUAUGGCGAGAGGGAGGAUCCGAGGAAGGUGCGCCCAUCCUCUACGUUUGACAUGGACAAACUCAAGUCCACCAUAAAGCAGUUUGUCAGAGACUGGAGUGAGACUGGCCAGGCCGAAAGGGACUCCUGCUACCAGCCCAUCAUCCAAGAGAUCCAAAGACUCUUCCCAAGUGACCAAUAUGAUGUGUCUAAGGUGAGCGUGCUGGUUCCGGGUGCUGGUCUUGGCCGUCUAGCCUGGGAGAUCGCUCGGCUGGGAUAUAUCUGUCAGGGCAACGAGUGGAGCUUCUUCAUGCUCUUCUCUUCAAACUUUGUUCUCAAUAGGUGUGAAAAGGUGAACUCUCUGACCCUGUACCCUUGGAUCCACCAGUUUAGCAACAACAAGAAAUCGUUAGACCAGACACGACCUAUCAGAUUCCCCGAUAUCAACCCUCAAAGCUUACCACUGGAUUCAGACUUCUCCAUGGUAGCAGGGGACUUCCUGGAGGUCUACACAGACCCAGAUUCCUGGGACUGUGUGGCUACCUGCUUCUUUAUCGAUACAGCUCACAACGUCAUACAGUAUGUGGAGACCAUCUGGAACAUUCUUAAGCCUGGUGGAGUUUGGAUCAACCUGGGUCCACUGCUGUAUCACUUUGAAAACAUGGCCAAUGAGCUCUCAGUUGAACUUAGCUACGAAGACAUUAGGACAGUGAUGGUUAAAAUGGGCUUCCACAUAGAGGUGGAGAAGGAGUCUGUGCAGACCACCUACACAGAGAAUGAUCGCUCUAUGUUGAGGUACGUGUAUGACUGUGUCUUCUUUGUGGCACGGAAACCUGGAGAUCUGUAUUUUAACUGUCAUGAAGAUGACCAACAACAGAGUUCGCCACCAGCUGCAAAGUCACCACGACGAGAGGGAACAGACUGUCUGACGUGACAGGAAAUUCUUUGACUAGAACAGUAAACUCAAAGGAGCACAACCAUUGGCUAAGAGAGGAUUGGGCUGACGAGAUAAAAAAAAAAAAGAAUACGGACACAGAAGAAAAAAAAAUCUGUGGACAUAAACUUUCUUUUUUGUGACAUUUUUUUUUUUGUAACGCGUCGUGUGGAGACAUGUUCUCAACUCCAGAAACCCUGCUUUUAGGAGGGAGGCACACUAAGUACCUGAAUGUGGAAUAGGAACUAUUGCAGUACUGUGUUAUCUCUUGGACCUGAAAAAUGUGCAUCAUCAUAUGCUAAAGUGGUAUGCUGUAGUGGAAUACUCUGCAGUGCAUGAAAUGUGGUGAUCCUGAAUACUCGACGUCCCCUGAUGCCUGGGUUUGAGUUGAGUCAGAUAGCUCUGGCUGCUGUUCUGCUUUAGUGGUGGCUUGUGUGUCAGCUGUAAGCCAUGAAGUCUAUUCCUUUUAAUUAAGGCCUGGAGUUUUACUCAUUCCCAUGUACAUUGACAUUCACAGCCUGAGAUUGUGUGACUAAAGAGCGUGGCGUGUACAUUUAAAAUCUAUUUAUUUUUUCAGAUAUGGUGCCAAUAAGUACAUCUACUCAUUUCUAUUGAUCAUCAGUCAACAUUGAAAAUGUAAUCAAAACUGUUUCAGCUUUUCAGGUUGUCUUAAAGUUUGAAAUUACUUUCUUCAACUUUUGGUUGUUUCUAAUCACACUUUGGAAUAAAGCAAAACAUUUUAACAAUAUUAGAGUUUACCAGAGUUUUACUAUAUUAUUCCGUUUGAUCUAGUUUUAACACAAACAUAACACCAAAACUCAUUUUUACUGAAAAAUCAAAAGCAUGUUAGAUCUGUUUCACAGUAUACAUGACUACAAAAUCACAGGUGGAACCAAUAACGAUAACAAUGGCUCAGUUCCAAGUGUCACAAAACUAAAUAAGAGACUCAUUAAUUUUGUUAAUUACACCCUUUGUUUUUCCUUUUGUGAUCGGUCAAAGUGUUUGUUGUGAAAAUAUUUUUGAGAGUUUCAAAAAAAUACAUAAACAGAUAAAUUACACAGAUGGAUAUUUGCAUUAAAACCAUAUGGUGUAUGUUGAAAGGCUGAAACGUCACUAUGGAGUGAUUUAUGAAUGUAAACUUUCAAUGAAAUUUGGUUUUGUAACUGGUACACCGGGUAAUUAUAUAUUAAUAACUGACAUGAUUCAUAAUCUAUAUUGGUACAUGUGCAAUGAGCAGAAGGCCACAAAUGAGUCAUAUUGGUUUAUAUGACAUUAAUGUGAUCCGGUUGAACUGAGAGAUGCGUAUGUGUAUCUCUCAGUUCAAUGCAUGCAAGCACAGACAUGAAUGGGACCCCACAUCGCCCCAUGUUUUCUGUAGAGUACUCUGAUUAAACACAAAUGUAUUUAUGAAUAAGCACCAUGUAAGAAUAAUAACAGCUGAAAUAACUGCGGUAUUAAACAAGGCCCCUCUACAAGAUAGGACCUUACAGAUCACCUGAUAAAGCACCAAAGUUAUUGUUAAUCAUAUUAAUUCAAACCAAUUUUCCCACAUUGAACCUGGUGCUUUUGGGGGGAUCUGGGGGCUAGGGCUGUACCCAGUAGUGAUGUAAUGAUGAACCUAAUGAGAUGAAAGCAUAAAAACACAUAGCAGUCUAUGUGACAUGAUUGUUCCCACUAGAGAAGAGUGGAGGGUCUGUGUUUCCCAUAGACAGUGACCAGACAGCAGUACUCUGUUCUUUAUAUUUUCUUAUGUUAGACUUGAAAUACUUUCGCCAUUAUAGGUUAUCCAGUAUUGAAAAGCAUCCCAAAAGGUCCUGGUUAAUCUACAAGACAGAAAAAUAUGUUCUAUUUAUGUAUCUGAGUUAAAGAAAAUACAGAUAUUUAAAUCUAAAUUAAACAUUUGAUGUAAGAAGUCAUUAUACACGGGUAAAUCUCGUUCAUUGUAAAAUGAGCUUCUUUAGCUUCAGGUUGCACUGGAAAAGAGAGGUGCAACCGGUGCUAAAAGUUUUGUGGUGGGUUGGAUCAGCGAGAGCCUCUCGCGAGGUUAGAGUCAGGUUAUGCUUAUGAUCUCGCGAGAGUUUCGCAAAUCGUACCUCCGGCCGCUCCAGUAUCAACCAUGUUUUGUCGACUGUACACACCAUCUAUGCUAAACACAGGCGUCGGUAAGCAGCUUGUCAGUGUUCUUAAUAAACGUGUUCUGGUUUACUGCCUGUCUUAAACGUGCACUAAUAAGCUAGUUUUCAUGGCAAAGAGACGUGCAGAGGACACUUUACUUCACGACUCUAAAAGAUGUUACCGCGCACUUUGCGGUAUUGACAUGCAGUUGGAAAGCAUGGGGGCUCCUAAGAGCCCGCCGUCCCUGCUGGCUUUGUUGGGCAGCCGCUGCAGAAAAAGGCCGUAUUACUUUGAAGAGCCAGAGCAGCCGCAGCAGCAGCCGCAGCAGCAGCAACAACAGCAACAGCUAGAAGAAACGCCUCUUUACCGCAAGACUACACAUUGCUGCGACACAAGGAAGCAUGCGCCUGAUGUUUAUACAGUGCCGACUUCUGCAAGUUUCCAGGAGCGUCGCAGCUCCAUUAAACCCCCAAACUCCAAGAAACGACCUAGAGAAGAUUCCGUGGGUUCAGAGACUGUUUCCAAAGCUACUGAUGAAGCGGAUGCAGACAGCACCACUGAAGACUGCACAUUCAACUCAUUCCAGUAUUGGAGGGUCCCUUUGCCUGAACUUGACCUCUCACUGCUAGAAGAUGCCAGUGCCCAGUCCCAAACAAAAGACAAGUCAAAGGUCAAAAACUCUUCAGAUGCCAUGGAGACCUGAAGGUGAAAGGUGCAGCGAGACUGUGACACUCUGUGAUGACGUCAGUUGGAAAAUGUUGUGAUACUUUUCAGCAGAUGAACACAUCAGAUGCACUUUAGCAACACUUGAGGUUGCUUGAAAUUCAUCCAGGUCAAGGUACUCCUGUCAGAUGGAUAGUAAGACAGCCCCAUGCUGCUGCUGCAGGAUGUCAUUGUUGACUUACAGUAGGUGAAGCAACAAUGAGAUCUGCACUGUAGCAAUACAGUUGUUACAAUGGUGACCAAAAUGUGGUAAAAUUUUUUUUAAACUAUGGAAAUACACCCAUCUUCCAAUUGUACAUAGUUUAUUAACACGUUUUCUUUUAAAGAUAAUAUCCACAUUGAAAAUGGCUUUGUGUGAAAAGUAUUUAACAUUUCCAGUGUGUGACUGACUUUUGUUUUGUGCAGAAGCUUCAUCAUGCAAACCUAGUAUACAAAAUAUAUGUGCAUAAUGCUACUAAUGAGAUUAGGUAUGAAAAGGUGGGUCUGCACAUGACAGUUCAUAUUAUUAUCAUUCUAUAAUAUUUUUCCGAGCUCUAGAGUUUUAGAGGUUGUGGGAAGUAAGAGAUUUUUUUCAUAUAGUUUGUUUAAAUGCUCAGUGUGUGUACUUUUACUAUAUGUUACUGAUACACAUCAUUGCCGAUCAGAGCUCAUUGUUACAGUUGCUUAUUUUUAUUGGCAAUAAAACAGUUUCUAAAACUUUA